CGCUGAAAUGCAGAAGCACUUUUUUCUCGCCCGCCGCUCGGACGAUCUAGGAGAUUUGGCUCUCUAUGGCAGUGGUUUCCGCCCGCAGCAUGGGCUAUAUUAACUAUCUUUACUUGAAGCUUGUUCUUCCCUGAUUGUUUUUUUUCCCUUCCCAUUCUUUCUUUGUUGUCGUCGAUCUUUUUCAUCCUCUCAAUCCAGGCAACACGCCGACGAUCUGAGUACCAUGUCUGAACACGACAAGAGAGCGACCGGAUUCGAGCUCAACCAGGUUGAGAGCACCUCGAGCCGGUCGAAGGUGUUCGACAACAGCAUCAGCCAUGUUCCGGAAGAGUACAGAGGCACGGAGGCCGAUGCCCACGACAUGAUUGUCAUGGGCAAGAAGCAGGUGCUCCGCCGCAACUUCGAGUUCUAUACCAUGCUUGGCUUCGCCUCCACCUGCGUUGCUAGUUGGGAGGGUGUGCUAUCAUACACCAGCUUCUGGCUCACCAAUGGCGGAACGGGCUUGGUAUUCUGGGGUUCGAUUGUCUGCACCAUUGGUCAAGCCAUGGUGUACGCCAGUCUUGCAGAAUUAGCGUCCAUGUCCCCAACAGCUGGAGGCCAAUACCACUGGGUCUCUGAGCUGGCCCCCCGUCGACACCAGAAGUUGCUCAGCUACAUGGCCGGAUGGGUCACCGGUCUCGGCUGGCAGGUGUACCUGGCCUCCGUUGCUUUCCUUGUCGGCACCAUGAUCCAAGGCCUCAUCGCCAUGAACGACUCCAGCUACGUCUGGAAGAACUGGCACGGUACGCUUCUGGCCAUCGCCACCAUCAUCUUCUCCAGUUUCUUCAACACCAUCUUCGCCAAUCAGCUUCCGCUGCUCCAGGGUGUGACUCUGGUCCUCCACGUCCUCGGUUUCUUCGCCGUGAUCAUCACGCUGUGGGCGACGGCGCCCAUCAGCAGCGGUCACAUUCUCAUCGAGUUCACCAACGAGGGUGGCUGGUCCACCACGGGAUUGUCUGCCAUGAUCGGCCUGCUCGCCCCGAUUGCCGUCCUUAUCGGCUACGACUGUUCGGCCCACAUGGCUGAGGAAAUCAAGGGCGCCUCCUCGGCCUUGCCAAGCGCCAUCAUGAGCUCCAUUUUGCUCAACGGUCUGCUGGCCUUCAUCAUGAGCGUGACCCUGAUCUUCUGUCUCGGAGACAUCGAGAGCGUCCUGUCCGGCCCGAGCGGAUACCCUUUUAUUCAAAUCUUCUACAACGCGACAAAGAGCUACGCCGCCACGAACGUUCUCACCGCAAUCGUCAUCAUCCUCUUGACCGGAUGCUGCAUUUCCGAAUUGGCAGCCUCGUCUCGUCAGGUCUGGUCCUUUGCUCGUGACCAAGGUCUUCCUGGCUGGAGCUGGCUGUCGCGCGUCUCUCCAGGCUGGAACAUCCCCCUUCCGGCCGUUCUCCUUUCCAUUACGAUCACUGCGCUGCUUUCCCUCAUCAACAUUGGCUCGUCCGUCGCUCUUAACGCCAUCACGUCCCUCGGUGCCCUUGCCGUCAUGUGCUCAUACAUGCUCACCAUCGGCUGUCUCGUCUACCGCCGUCUUGCAGGCCCACCAUUGCCUCCUCGCAAAUGGUCUCUCGGACGCUUCGGUCUUGCCGUCAACGUCAUAUCCCUGUUGUUCCUGCCGCCGCUCGUCUUCUUCAUCACCUGGCCCGUUGUGACUCCUACCACCGCGACUACCAUGAACUGGUCUAGCAUCAUGCUCGCUGGCGUUUUGAUCAUUGCCUCCGUCUAUUAUGUGGUUAAGGGAAGAAAGGAAUACGAAGGCCCCGUUGUCUGGAUGCGCCGUGGCGAAGAGCUAUAAGGCUUCAUCGGGUUCACAGUUUCAUACAAUAUCCUCGUUCAAUGGCUCGGCGCGUGAAUAGAGAUGUUCAGAUAAAGAAUUUUACACUUUUUUAUGCAGGCUAUCUGGCAUAUGCUCUGUCUACGAUACACCGUGGUAAUCCUGCUUUCUGUCGCUUGUUUUAUCUACAAUAGGAAAAAAAAUAUGACAUAACAAUGGAGAAAGCAUAUCGAUUGUGCAAUUUUGACAUAGGAAUCCUGUGCUGUAGCAGAAACGUUCUUGACAAGAGGUUCCACCUGUCCGAAGCGUAGGCUUUCGCUUCGCAUGAGGAUGAGUAUUAUAUCAGCAACGUCUUCAGUCUCCGAAUUGACAGCCUAGAACAAAGAUAAAAUUACAUCAGUAACUUGUUUACCG
Molecule: messenger RNA, 2221 nt
Organism: Verruconis gallopava
Lineage: Eukaryota; Fungi; Ascomycota; Dothideomycetes; Venturiales; Sympoventuriaceae
Exons: 3
Coding region: 224-1828 (534 amino acids)
Biological process (GO): transmembrane transport
Cellular component (GO): membrane
Molecular function (GO): transmembrane transporter activity
Source: RefSeq, a predicted model, not a curated record